This is a messenger RNA of Drosophila takahashii, 2423 nucleotides long. RefSeq lists its product as uncharacterized. Lineage: Eukaryota; Metazoa; Arthropoda; Insecta; Diptera; Drosophilidae. The record is from RefSeq and is a predicted model, not a curated record. Gene Ontology annotation, cellular component: cytosol; nascent polypeptide-associated complex.
ACUGAAGAGCAUCGGCUAUUGGAGCUAUUUUUAAGCACUGGGGCGACAUUUUUCUUGUUUUCUCCCCGAUUCGCCUGCGAAAACACACAAAAAUUCGCAAAAAAAAAGAGCAAGCCGCCAGAUAUAUUAAUAAAAGCAGCGCUGCUUCUACGUGGGAUUCGGUGGAUUGGUUGGGUUCUACUGAAAUCACUGCAUUCGUGAUUUCGCCCGUGGAGUUGCACAUCGUCUGUCUCUAUAGCUGGCUGAAAGAGUAAGAUUGCAAGAUGAAUGUGGAGAAGCUGAAGCGCCUGCAGGCCCAGGUGAGGAUCGGGGGGAAGGGCACUCCGCGGCGCAAGAAGAAGGUCAUGCACCAGACGGCGGCCACCGAUGACAAGAAGCUGCAGAGCUCCCUGAAGAAGCUCUCGGUCAGCACGAUCCCGGGCAUCGAAGAGGUGAACAUCAUCAAGGACGACCUGACCGUGAUUCACUUCAAUAACCCCAAGGCGCAGGCCUCCCUUUCGGCCAACACCUUCGCCGUCACGGGUCACGGGGAGACCAGGAAGGUCGUGGAGAUGCUGCCCGACAUCCUGCCCCAGUUGGGCCAGGAAACGGUCGUCCAGCUGCGCAUGUACGCCAAUGCCAUGAACAAUCAGAAGGGUGGAGCAACGGGAGAAGGCCCCAUUCCCGCCGAGGAGGAUGACGAUGUGCCGCAGCUCGUCGGCGACUUCGAUGAGGUGGCCAAGGUGGAGGCCACCAGCAAACCGGCGGAGCAGGCACCCAAGGAUUCGGUGGAUAGCAAGCCAAAGGAUAAGCAACAGCCGAAGAAGGACCAAAAGCAGCCGCAGAAAGCACCGGAGAAACCCAAGGAGAAGCAGGAGAAUAAGAAGGGUCAGCAGGGCAACAAGGAUAAGGCUGAUAAGGGAAAUAAGAACAAGGAUCAGGCCAAGGCUCCUCAGCCAGCUCCUCAGGCCAACAAGGAAAAGACACAAGCUGCGGAGGCUCCCAAGCAGGAAGCUCUUCCAAAGCCAGCGGUAGAGGCAAAGAAGGAACAAAUCAAACCUGUUGACCAGAAGAUUGAAACCAAGGCGGUGGAACCAAAAGUGGAGCAGGCCAAGCCCGCUGAGCAGAAAGUUGAGUCACCCAAACCGACUGAGAAACCCAAGCAGAUUGAGCAGCCCAAAGUCAUUGAACCAAAGGUGGAACAGCCAAAACCAACUGGACAACAAGUGGAUCAGAACACCCAAUUAAAACCCACUGAAACGAAGGUGGAGCAACCGAAGAUUGAGGUUAAACCAGAGGAGCCAAAGCCCGAACCGGCGAAGGAGACGCCAGGAAAGGCGGCCACUCCACCGGCCGUCCAGACUCUAGCUCAGAUCGUGGCCUCCGAGCCACCUAAGCAGGCCAAUCCUCCAGAGAAACCAGCCGUUGAAGUGGCAGCGGCUCCUAAAAUUGAAGAACAGAAAAAGGAGUCGCCUCCUCCAGCCAAGUUGGAGCCAACGACGCCUCCAGCUGCACCUGUGGCCACUGCUGAGCCUACCAAGAGUGCUCCCAAACAGGAUUCUCCUCCAAAGAGUGCUACCAAACAGGAUUCACCACCAAAGAGUGCUCCCAAACAACCCUCACCUCCCAAGAACACCCAGGAUAAGCCCAUUGCAACGGAGAAACCAAAGCAGAAGACUCCUCCGCCAGCCAAACAGGUUACUCCGCCAGCUCCAGAAGCUAUCAAGGCGCCAGCACCGGAAGUUUCCAACGCGCAGAUUACUCAGGCACCACCGAAGCCACAGGAUCAGGCUGCCAAACCAGAGACGCCAUCAGUUCCCGCUCCGGCCACUCCUGCCGAGGCGCCAUCCCCCUUGGCUCCCUCCACUCCGCCCUCGACUCCCACCUCUGUGCCACCUUCUGCAGCUGCUGUGACUCCACCAUCUCCCGCUGCAGUCACUCCGCCGUCGCCUGCAGCAGUUACUCCGCCCCAGAAACAGGCUCCUGCUGCCCAGGCCCCGAAGAAACAGGAGGCAGGAGGACCGAAGCCAAAGCAGCAGCAGCAACCGGCUCAAAAUAAACCACAGCAGGCGCAGAAGCAGCCACCAGGAGGAGCAGGAGCAGCUGGAGCAGGAGGAAACAAGCCGCAGCAGAAGCAGCCACCCAAUGCCAAUGCCACUGCCAAGCCAGCUGUGGCUCCGAAGCCAGCUCAGCCGGCAGGGAAACCAGCUAAUGCAGCCCCAAAGGCACCAAAUCAACAGCAACAGCAGGGAAAACCAGCCAACAAGGCUUCUCCUCCCAAGCAAACGGGACCAACUGGAGGACAGCAGAAGCCGGCGGCGAACUCCCCGAAGGCCACGCCCUCUCCAAAGGCGGGAGGCUCCCCGAAACCCGCCACCCCGAAGGCGGGAACCCCUCCCAAUCCCAAUCCCAAUCCCUCUGCCGCCCCUGGAGGCCCCAAUUGA